This is a messenger RNA of Solanum stenotomum, 642 nucleotides long. RefSeq lists its product as uncharacterized. The record is from RefSeq and is a predicted model, not a curated record. Bases 1 to 642 code for a protein of 213 amino acids. Lineage: Eukaryota; Viridiplantae; Streptophyta; Magnoliopsida; Solanales; Solanaceae. The transcript has 2 exons.
AUGCCGUCUGAGGUUGAAAGAUUAAUAGAAGAAAAUGGGAAUUAUAAUGAGGUUACCGAAACUCAGAAGGAUGAUAUAGAGAAGAAAGCUAAGGUGACCCAAAAAGUUGUUCCCAUGUCUAGACCUCCACCUCAAUUUCCACAGAGAUUGGUGAAAAGACUGAUAGAUCCUGGGUAUGCGAAAUUCAUGAAAGACUUAGUGACCAAAAAUUGGGCUGUCAGUUUUGAGAAUGAUGCGAGGCUGCAACAUUGUAGUGUUAUUGUUACUAAGUCACUUGUGGAAAAGAAAGAGGAUCCUGGAGCUUUCACUAUUCCUUCUACCACUGGGAUUCUACACUUUGCGAAAGCUUUGAGUGAUUUGGGUUCUAGCACUAAUUUGAUGUCAUUGUUCAUAUAUAAGAACUUGGGUUUAGGAGCUCCAAAGCCUACUGCUAUGCAUUUACUUAUGGCCGAUAGAACUAUAAAGAGGCCUAUUGGAGUUCUCCAAGAUUUCCAUGUGAAAGUAGAGUCAUGUAUCUUUCCGACAAACUUUGUGAUACUUGAUUGUGAGGUUGAUUUUGAGGAUCCCAUUAUCUUAGGGAGAUCAUUUCUUGCUACUGGGCAUGCCUUGGUGGACAUGGAAAGAUGGCAGAUAAAGUUGUGA